Molecule: messenger RNA, 13272 nt
Organism: Chelonoidis abingdonii (Abingdon island giant tortoise)
Lineage: Eukaryota; Metazoa; Chordata; Testudines; Testudinidae
Gene: TET3
Product: tet methylcytosine dioxygenase 3
Biological process (GO): chromosomal 5-methylcytosine DNA demethylation, oxidation pathway; positive regulation of transcription by RNA polymerase II
Cellular component (GO): nucleus
Molecular function (GO): DNA 5-methylcytosine dioxygenase activity; zinc ion binding; DNA binding
Source: RefSeq, a predicted model, not a curated record
CCCCGUGUCAACAAGGAGCCAUGAAGAAAUUCCAGUCGUUGCUGCAGCUUAGGAAUGAAUCGGCAGGUGCCUACGGCUUCCCUGAAGGCGGCGAGAUGUUGAGUGCCUGCGAAGGCGGCUUUCUGAUUCUGGAGAAGAGAAACGUCUGUCUUGGCAUGGAUGCCUCCGGCCAAGUGCCAAAGAAACGGAAGCGUUGCGGGCUCUGCGUCCCCUGCUUGAGGAAGGGCAAUUGCGGUGCGUGCACCCACUGCGUGAACCGAAGGACCAGCCACCAGAUCUGCAAAAUGAGGAAGUGUGAAGUGCUGAAGAAGAAAAAAUCGGUGUUUCUCAGAGAGGUGGAAAUAAGGGACAAUAAAGAAGGUGGGACGCAGGAGCAAGUGCUGGCGACAAAGACAGGUUCAGAGGGCAACCCAGUUGAUGGACCCAAAACAGGCCAAAUGGAAGAAGGGCCAAUUAACUAUGUUGAAGAAAGAAGGUUGAACGAAGGAAGCAGGCCCAGCCUGGUGAAUGGGGGGAGCCAGCAGGCUGGGGGAAGUGCCCUGCUAAUGGAAACGGAUGGCUGGCUCGCCAGCCAGCCUGUUGCCCGGCUCUCCAGCGAGAAAGCCAAGUGGGAGAGCGCUUCGGCCCCGGGCCGGGGGGACACCACCGACGAUGCGAACCUGGAGGACGCUCGGAACCUGGUGGCCUUCUCCGCCGUGGCUGAGGCCAUGUCUUCCUAUGGAAUGCCAGCCGCUGGGUCCCCGUCACUGCUGAGCAUGCAGCUGUAUGAGAAAUUCAACUUGGAGAUGAGCCGGGGAGGGGCGGGCAACCCAGGGCUCCCCCAGCCCGACGGCGUCCCCGAAGGUGAGGACCUGAACACCCUGAAGGCUGCCCUGACCCUGGCCAAGCAUGGCAUGAAACCCCCCAACUGCAACUGUGAUGGCCCCGAGUGUCCCGACUACCUGGAGUGGCUGGAGCAGAAGAUCAGGUCGGCCCUUGGGAAGGGGCAGACCCACUCAUCCCAGCAUCUCAGCGACGCCCACCACCAGCCCUUAGACAAAGGUGCUACUCCCAAUCAGGUGCCUGCCGUGGUGGAGACGCUUAAGCCAUGCCCUUCAGAUGACCUCCCCUUUUCCCAAAGUGCACUGAACAUCGCCAAGGAGAAGAACAUUAGCCUCCAGACAGCCAUCGCCAUAGAAGCCCUGACCCAGCUGUCAUCUGCUCUCCCACCACCGGCCAGGGUGACUCCAGCCACUCCUGGCAGCCCCUUGCCAUCCGUGUCAUUCGCCUCCAAGGAGCAGCUGGUCUGUUCGUCCCCCUUCAGCCCAGACGAACCCCCGGUGCUACCCACAUCCAGCAAUGAGCAGUACCAGAGCCAGAAUGCACAACCCUAUGGCGGACAUAACGUGCUCCAGACAUCUCGGGCCCUGACACAGUCCUCUUGGCAGCCGGCGGACCCCCAGUAUAUCCUCGAACCCAGCGCCCCCCGAGAGCCUGCGGGCCUCUUCCCCAAUUUCACCUCCACCCCCCAGAAACUGGAAUUUCCCGAGCUGUGGGACGAAGAACCCAAGCCGAAAAACAACUUGUGGAUGCUCAACUCCGACGCGCCCACCUCAGUGAGCGACCCGAUGGCUGAACUGGAGCAGCUGCUGGGCAGCGCUAACGAUUACAUCAAGUCGGUGUUUAAGAGGCCUGAAGCAAUGCCCAACAAGGUCAAAGCUGUCAAGCCGAAGCAAGAGCCGCUGGUCCUGCCUCUGAAGAAGGAAGCUGGGGGUGGCCAUCCCAAGCUGGCCCCCAGCCAGCACUUGUCACAUCUGCUGCAAGAAACGGACUUCCAUAAGAAGACCCAGAUGGUGCUGCAGCAGCACCUCCAUCAUAAGCGCAAUCUCUUCCUGGACCAGAACUUGUCCCAGCCGGGCCCACAGGACCAGCUGCCCAACUGGUGGGCUCCUGGCUCUCAAGUCCUGCUUCUGAAGCCAUCUGAAAAGCAGAUCAAAGAGAAGAAGAAGAAAAUUCAGCCCGACAAACCCCCCCAGGUCAAGCCACUCCGGAAGCAAGUCCAGAUCAAGAAGUCCAAGCAGAAGGAUUCGCAACCACUGUUCCUGCCCCUGAGGCAAAUUAGCUUGGAAGGAUUUCACUCAGCCACCGCCCCUGAGCUCCCAACGGAAGAGAUGCAGACUGAGCAGCCUCCCCCCAACACCCCUGUCAAGUCCCCACCUCUUGCACUAUUCACACCUAGCUCCGCUGCACAGUCUCCGCUGCAACAGCAGCUGGACGACAGAAGCCAGGCUCCCAACACUCAGGAAACGGGCGCUCUCAGCCAAGGGAGCCCAGAGGAGAACCGCCAGCAUCACCUUCACCAGAACUUUGUGUGCCGCCCUACCCCGCCCGGCACUCCUGUCUCCAGCUACGCGCCCUGCUGCUCUUCUGUUUCCUCCGGCGACGGGCAGGACCAAGCUCCCCACAAGCCCUUAAACUCAUCGGACUCGCUGCCAGCCCAGAACUCGCUCAUGGUGGACGACAAGCUGGAGGAGCUGAUCAGGCAGUUCGAGGCGGAGUUUGGGGAAAAUUUCAGCCUGCAGAAUUCUGACCUCCCGGCUCCACUCACUGACGGGCUGCCCCCCCAGCCUCUCUCCCAUCAGUCGUCUGCUCUGAGCCACUCUCCAGAACUGCCAGGGGGCUCAGACACAACCCUCCAAGUGCCGGCUGCCGAAAAUGGAGUGCCACCCCUGGCCGAAGCUCCCGAAGUGGGAUCCAAAGGCUUUUUGCUGUCGCCCGGGAUGGGGCAGCAUUUUGAGAACCCCUUUGCAGCUAGGUCCCCCAAGCAGAUUAAAAUAGAAUCUUCUGGUGCUAUCACCGUGGUGUCAACCACUUGCUUUUACUCCGAGGAAAACCAAAACGCAGAUGCCGCUUACCUGGACGGGACCCCGACCAAGAACGAUGUGCCGUUCGCGCCAACCCUCAGUGGAUUUUUGGAAUCUCCUUUGAAAUACCUGGAUACGCCAACAAAAAGUUUAUUGGACACCCCAGCCAAGCGGGCUCAAGCGGAAUUCCCCACUUGCGACUGCGUGGAACAAAUAGUGGAGAAAGACGAGGGACCAUACUACACCCACCUGGGAUCAGGACCAACAGUGGCAUCUAUCAGGGAUCUCAUGGAAGAGAGGUAUGGCGAGAAGGGGAAAGCCAUCAGAAUCGAAAAGGUCAUCUAUACAGGGAAGGAAGGCAAAAGCUCCCGGGGCUGCCCGAUAGCGAAGUGGGUGAUCAGGAGGCACAACCAAGAAGAGAAGCUGCUGUGUUUGGUGCGGCACCGAGCCGGUCACCAUUGCCAGAAUGCCGUCAUCAUCAUUUUAAUCCUGGCCUGGGAGGGCAUCCCUCGCACCCUGGGUGACACGCUGUAUCAGGAGCUCACUGACACGCUCACUAAAUACGGAAAUCCCACCAGCCGCAGAUGCGGCCUGAACGACGACCGGACCUGUGCAUGUCAGGGCAAGGACCCCAACACCUGUGGUGCUUCUUUUUCCUUCGGCUGCUCCUGGAGCAUGUAUUUCAAUGGAUGCAAGUACGCCCGAAGCAAAACUCCCCGGAAGUUCCGACUGGUGGGAGACAAUCCCAAAGAGGAGGAAGUGCUCAGAAACAGCUUCCAGGACUUGGCUACUGAAGUCGCUCCACUUUAUAGGAGGCUUGCGCCGCAGGCCUAUCAAAAUCAGGUUACAAACGAGGAUAUCGCAAUAGACUGCCGGCUUGGUCUGAAAGAGGGAAGGCCAUUCUCUGGGGUGACCGCAUGUAUGGACUUCUGUGCGCAUGCUCACAAGGAUCAGCAUAACCUCUACAACGGAUGCACGGUGGUGUGUACCUUAACGAAGGAGGACAAUCGGAGCAUUGGAAAGAUUCCUGAGGAUGAGCAGCUGCACGUCCUUCCACUGUAUAAAAUGUCCACCACGGAUGAGUUUGGUAGCGAGGAGAAUCAGAACGCAAAGAUGGGCAGCGGGGCCAUUCAGGUGCUCACCUCCUUCCCCAGGGAGGUCAGGAAGCUGCCUGAGCCUGCCAAGUCUUGCAGGCAAAGGCAGCUAGAAGCCAAAAAGGCAGCUGCUGAGAAGAAGAAAAUGCAGAAAGAGAAGCUAAUCACCCCCGAGAAAAUAAAGCAGGAAGCACUAGAAAUCCCGACACUCCAGCAAAAUACAGGUAUGGCGUUGCAAAAUGGACUCUCCCAGCACUCAGUCAAACCUUCCAUCAAAGUUGAACCUCACAACCAUUACAACACUUUCAAAUACAACGGCAAUGCAGUGGUGGAAAGCUACUCCGUGCUGGGAAGCUGCCGCCCCUCAGACCCGUACAGCAUGAACAGCGUUUACUCUUACCAUUCCUACUAUGCACAGCCUAAUCUGCCUUCCAUGAAUGGGUUUCAUUCAAAGUUCACUUUUCCCUCCUUUGGAUAUUACGGAUUCUCCAGCAACCACAUGUUCCCUUCGCAGUUUCUGAAUUACGGUGCCACUGAGCCGAGGAGCGGGGAUUGGGUAAGUAGCAGCUAUGAGAAGAAACCCAACCUCCAAGCAUUGCAAGAUAACCUUAACCACACUUACAGGAAUUCAGAGUUCUCAGAGCAACUCCCACACUCUGUACGAAACAAAAACCACCACCAGCGGACCUAUGAGAAAGCCAACAGGUAUGCCAGCCAGAAGUCCAUGGCCAUGUCCCACAGGACUAACUCAGUCCCAAUGGAAACCCCACCGUUUGCACAAAACACAAACUGUUUCAGCAACCGAGCAAUCAAACAAGAGCCCAUAGACGCCUUGUCACACAUCGAGUCCAUUCAAAAGGCUGCUGUGAAUGUACAAAACUCAAGUCUCAACCUGUCUGCUGUGCCCGUGUCAUCUCAGAACGGUGAUCAGGAACAACAGUGGAGUCCCUACAAAGUCAACAGGAAUGUGUCUCCUUCUGACAGGACUAGUAAUACAGAGCGUUCUUGGAAUAUGUUUACGCCCAAUGACAAUACCAACUUACCCAACACGAGCAUGCAGGAUAAAUUGAAUUCCUUCAAUGGACACUCAAAUGCUACCCAGUUACCCCAGUCUCACCUCCAGGAGAAACAAUGGAAUAUAUUUUCUGGAGACGGGCAGGCAACGCAACAUAGUUCUAACCUGCUUGGGAAACCAUGGAGCCCUUGCAAACUCAACGAAAGCCCUUCAGUCUUGCCUAGUUCUGCAAAUUCAAACCUGCAGGAAAAGCCCUGGAACCUUAGCCAGCUGAACUUCAGCUCUACCCUGAAGGGGAACCCUGGGUUUCAAGAUGAGCUGUGGAACUCGGUCAAGGUGGAUGAGAGGAGGACUCCGACGCCUAGCUCGGGGCUGCAUGAGAAGCCAUGGGAUUCCUUUGGCUUGUCAGCCACCAUGGGGUCAAGCGUGUGUAGCGAUAAGCCAUUUGGCACCUUGAAAGCAGACGGUAACGCGUUCUUGCCCAGUAUCCGUCAUCAGGAGAAACUGUGGGAUCCCUUCAGCUUGGAUGACAGCAUGGAAGAGCUGCCCGAUAAGACCCUCAAGGAGGAGGAGGAAGAUGAGGAGGAGGAAGAGGAGUGGUCAGACAGCGAACACAAUUUCCUGGAUGAAAACAUUGGCGGGGUGGCGGUGGCCCCGGCCCACGGCUCCAUCCUGAUUGAAUGUGCCAGGCGGGAGCUGCACGCCACCACCCCGCUCAAGAAACCCAACCGGUGCCACCCAACCCGCAUCUCACUGGUGUUUUACCAACACAAAAACUUGAACCAGCCCAAUCAUGGCCUCGCCCUUUGGGAAGCCAAGAUGAAGCAGCUGGCGGAGAGGGCGAGAGUGAGGCAGGAAGAAGCAGCCAGGCUCGGGCUCCAGCAGGAUACCAAGCCAUUCAGCAAAAAGCGUAAGUGGGGAGGCGCCAUGGCCCCCGAACCCCGACACAAAGAAAAGAAAGAUUCUGUCCCAACACGGCAAGCAGUGGCUAUUCCAACAAACUCUGCUAUCACUGUGUCCUCAUAUGCCUAUACCAAGGUAACUGGACCAUACAGUCGCUGGAUAUGAGAUUAAUACAGCUAAUAUGGCCAUCUUACCUCAAUGUCUGCGACACUGGACCACAGUGUUGCUUUGUGGUGCUUUCUCCUAAUGCAUGUAGGGGAAAAAAAUCUACUCAAGUGCAAACCUUCUAAAAUCUGCACUUUGAGAGGAGUUAAAAAACAAACAAACGAACACUUAUUGCUGUUAACAUUUUUCAGUAAUCUAAUAUUUAUAUCUCCGCAUUUUUUUAAUCUAUCCUUGUACACCACAAGAAUGGAAAAGAAAAAUUUAUAGUGUCCUUUCACAAAGGAGAGGUUUUUAAUUCCAUUUAAAAUAUGUAUUUAUUGGAUUUUUUUAUUAUUACAACAAUGAAGCAGAUCUUAAAAAAAAAAACAAAAAAAACCCCACCAAACCAGCUUGAAAAAAAUAGAAUCUGUACAGCUCACUCAUGUUAACGCUGGUAGGGAAUUUCAGCUUGGAAACCAUCUGGAAACAUGUGCUUUAAAGUCAAUCGAAAAUGGUUUAAACAUCCGGUUUUUCAAAUUAACUAAAAGUGCGUAUUUUGCAGCUUGACUGAUCGUUUCUUACAGAUACAGUAACCCUCUGGGGCUGGGAAAUAUACAGAGAAUGAUGUGGAAACCAGUUGCAGAUAGAGUAAUGGAUUCCCACUUCUAGGCAGAUGCUGGGGUUUUGAAGAUGGUGUGUCUAACGGAGGUCUUUUCUCCUAACAGCGCUUGUUUAUAGGUAAAGGGUUUGAUUUGCCUCCUACUUGCCUCAGGAAUAAAUCCACUGAAAUUGCUGGAGUUACACCAGUGGAAAACCAGAGUCUGUGUAAACAGGCAGCAGAAGUCCCUAAGUCUGACUUAAGUGGUGCUAUGCCUCAUCCUGGCCCCUCUGCAAAGGGGUAAUUUCCUAAGUGGGAGAACAGUCAGGUCUGAUGGCUUUAAAGUGCUGUGAGUUCAGAAUGUGAGCUAACACCAAGCACUUUUGAUGAAUACAUUAUAAACCAGGUUGAAAGCAAGACCAAAUUAUCCAGGAUGAUUUGUCUUCAUGCUGAAUAGUUUGUCAGCUAUUUUGAUAUUCUCACCAAACUCACAUUGUUAUUUAUUCAGCUACAAGGUGACAGUAGAGAGGACAGUAGGUUUCUUAUACAAGAGAGAUGAGCCUGGGACAUCUGGACUACUGUCCUUGCUAUUUUUGUACCGAUCAUACUCUGUCACCUUAUAGCGGUAAAAAAAAAAAUUCUGGAGGGGGAAAAAAGGGGGUUACUGUAUCUUCAAGAACCCAAUAAAAACUGUGAAUAGUUAGUGUUGCUCUGUGUACUCACUGUUGCUAAGUUUGGUGCUUUCAGUCUCAAGGGGACGUUCUCUGUUUGAUCAGCUCUGGGAGGAGUGAAUACCGAAAAUGACUUGCAAGCCGCCUUCUAUAUUUUCCAAUGGUGCAUGCUUCUGUACUGUAAAAACUCCCCUAUGACAAGUCGGCGUUUUCAAACACAAAAAUGAAAUUGAUGACCGUUUUCUGCAAGCUAAUUAUUUUCCCGGUGCCAUUUUUUAUAACGACGAUGAUGAUUACAGCAAAACUAAGUGGUGCUUUUUAACAAUCUGAAUCAUGACUUCUUUUCCCUCUCUACAAAGCUGUUGGGAACGAUUGAUUCAAAUAACUUGCUAAAUAGGAGCGACGGGUGGGAGGAAAUUCUCUGAAACUAGAGAGACGUUCUCCAUGGGAGGGCUGCAUUUCUGUGAUGUUAGCAGAAAUUAUAUGGAGUGAUCCCAAAGAAAAAUGUAGGGUGAAAUUCACCCAUGCGCAGAGGCCCUGCACAAUUUCUGUGCCCAACUUAAGCCCUGAGUUCUCACUGCUUAGGUCUCGCCUGGUGUAAAAAGACUAUUGAUUUCACUAGAGUUACAAUCAUUUACCCCAGCUGAGGAUCUGGCCCUGAGGGUUUAAAUGGUACUUAAGUGAUGCCUGGGCCCUUGAGCAUGUUCUCUACAGAGGUGAAUUUCUUCCUUCAUGGGAACUGAGCCCUGAGAUAAAUGAUAAAGUACUUAAUGGAUAACAGGUGCUAUCCUGCUCCCGUUGAAAUCACCGGCAAAAUUCCCACUGACUUCAGCGGAAGUCAGAGUAAGUCCAUUGCCUGCUGUUCCUACAGGACAUUCUGUGGGAAAUUCCAAAUGUAGAAGCCUGGUUCUUCAGCUGAGUAGCCCCAUUACUUCUCGGGGAUGGACGGGCUGCUCCCCUGCAUAAGAUUCUGAAAGAUCAGGCCUGGUAGACAUUUAAAACUGGAUAACAAUACUCAGUCAUAAUUCUGCACUUUCAGGUGCCUUUUGGAGAGUCAGAGAGAGAGAGAGAGAGAACUGAGAACUUAACCGUACAUAACGUUUUGUUUACUGUAAACCUUGUUCCUCGUGCACUGGCACAGAAAAUCACAGGAUCGCUGUAAAACAUCCUGAACGUUUGUGUGGUCUGAUUUUAAACUGUAAAUAGGGAAAGAUUUUUUUAAAAGCACUUUCACCUAGAUUUAAAAACAAAACAAAACAAAAAAACCCCAACAACUUGAAAGCAGUAUGUUUUAAACAGAUUAUUGUGGGAGAACUGUAAAUAGUGGCAAAAUAUUUAACAUGCUUUGUCCGUCCGUCAUAAUUUUUUUUUCUGUAUUCUGUAUAGUUGCAUAUAUUUGACAAGGAAAAUCAAUGAGCUAUUAUUGCUUUGUUAUAAAUACCCAAGAUCAUAUCGAGGCUGUAGAAUUAUUCCAAGUCAGAUUUAUAGGAAACCCUCUGAACUUCAUGGUAUAACAAACUAAAGCACUCAAGGGGAUAGAUCCUCAGCUGGUGUAGAGUGGCCAUUGUCUUCAGUGGAACUAUGUCAGCUGUGUCUCUGGCGCUCAGUCCUUAUGGUCCUGUAAUGCACUGUUGAAGGCAAUGGGAGUUUUAUCAUUGACCCCAAUAGUUGCAGGAUCAGGCCCUUAGUGAGCAUGCUAAUUUUCUAGCUUUGAGGAAAUGUUGGACCUGAACUUCUUAAAAAUGACUUCUUUUUGUUGUGGUGGUUUUGAUUUCUUUCCAGCAUCCGUUCUUUUCACCCAGGUCUCAUUCGACUUCCAUAUUUUAGGUUGUUGCAUGGGUGCCUUGAAAGCUUCUUUUAGAUGACUUUGGAGAGCGAGAAAUUGUAAUAUUUGGGGUGGGGGGGAAGGGGAAUGCAUUUUAAGAAUGUGACAGAGUCCAUCUGACCUGUCAGAGUCGCACUUCUUUGUAGGUUUCUGUUUAGUAAUUUUUAGACUGAUCUGAUUGUGAUAUAUUAUAACAUUUGUGACUAUACUCAUGUUCAGUGUAUGUCCGGUCAUAUCCUAUUGGUAAUAGCAGUGAUAUUAUUAGAUGGAGGGGGAGAAAAUGACAGAAGGGCCAAACCCUGCUUGCCUCACUCACGCAAAUAAUCCUUGAGGGCUGGAUUCUGAUCUCAGUGACCCCCUUGUAAACCCAGAGUCAUUUCACUCCAGUUGGUAGAAUUACACUGGCGUAACUGAGAUCAGAGUCUUGGCCCGUAGUUUUGGCCCUUUAACUAAGAACAUAGAGCCUGACUCUCCACUUGCUCCAUCAUGCCAAUUUUACACCAGCAUAACGGGGCGCAGAGUCAGGGUCAUGACCUCAUAUUCUGAUUUUAUCUAGGUUGGUAUAAAUCUGGAGUGGAAUUACACCAGAGUAAAUUAGGUCAGAAUCUGGCCUAUCAUUUUCCCAAACAGCUUUAAAAUAGAUAGUUUUGGUUAAAAAAAUAAGGCUGUUCCAAUUAAAAGCAAAACCUCCCAAUUGCAGCCAGCACAGCUAAAAUGGUGUUUUAAUCGAUGCUGAAUACUGUUGCAGUCUCACAUUGUUUUACACUACAUAUAUAACCUACCUCAAAUCUCAGUCAUUAAAAAUUAGCAUGCUUCAGACUUCUAUUAAAAAUAUAAAACUAUGCACAGCUAUUAACCCCUUGCUGCUGAAAGUCUGUUUAAAAUAUUUUUCUUUAUUUUCUAUUGGCACUAUCAUUUGUAUCUAAUGUCAUGUCAAUCACAAUUGUUUUUAACCAUGAAAAAGCCAUUGUGAUUCAAAGCAUUAAAAGAAUCCAAUAGCAUGAAGCAGAAAUGGACCUUAUAUACAGCUGUAUUCUUAGGAUGGCUGCAAAAGAUUAAGUCAGUGGAGCCAUGCCAAUAUACACCUGCUGAGGAUCUGUCCCUAGGAGUCUAUUAUCUCUCAUAAUUGAAGGAUACACCGGAUUCUGCUCUUGUUACACCAGAGUAAAUUUGAAGCCACUUGAAGAAAUAGGCUUGAUUUUUGCUCUGAUUUCCCCUGAGCAAUUCAACUGAUCCUCAGCUGGCAUAAAUCAGCGUAGCUCCAUUGAUGACAAUAGAGCUGCGCUGAUUUACACCAGGCCAGGCGACUUCAAUGGAAUUACUUCUGAUGUCCACUGAGGAGUGAGGUGAGGAUCCAGGCCAGUUGACUCCACCAUUGUAACUGGGUGACAGCCAGCCAUGUGCAGAAAAACAGCUAAGGGCCGAUGCACCACUUCAGCUCAUGUUGGCUUUAAGUGGAACAUAAGUGGUGCACAGGCGUUCUGCGCAAGGGUGAAUUUUACCCACUCAGAGCAGAAUCCAGCCCAGCGUCCCACCACAUUGAUUUGUCUUUAAUGUCAUAACACAGGUGAAAUGACAAGCUCAGAAUACUGCUAAGGGAUUUUUAUUUACUUUUGGUGUAAUGAUUUGCAGCAGGUAUAACCAACAAACGGUGCUAGGACAACAAACAAGUCUAUAACCCUGGGAAAAUCUUGACAAAAGGGCCUGCUCCUGCUCCCAUUAAAGUCAUCAGCAAAGCUUCCAUCGACUUCCAUGGGAAGAGGUUUUGAGCCCAAAGAGGUUGUUUUAAUGUUUUUCUUUUAGGACAUCAGUUUCUUCAUCUGUAAUGCUUUGCCUUGUUACCCAGACACAGCGGAGUGGACUGAAAUCUCUCGCUUUUGACACAUUUCUUGCUUCUGAUAAAAUCCAGGGCUCACAGCAAAAGGGGAGUAAAGGGAAUGUACGGGAACCAAAUAUUGGCCCUGAUGCUGCAUUCCCAGCCUCCCUCACCUAUCACUGAAUUCAGAUUGUGCAAGGAAUCCAGGAUUGCAUUUGCUGUACUGCUAAAUAUUACUUACGCAGAGUGAAAUACGCCCUCGUACAGAGGACCAGCAUGAGUACACACCACUCAAAUCCCAGAGAUCUGACAUGGCACAUAGGCCUUUUGCGGGGACAAAUUUCGCUCCAAGUGAUUAGCAGACAGGUUGGGGAGGAAGCUUCUUCCUGCUCCCGAUGAGGUCAAAGGCAAAAUUCUAUGGGCCUAAAGUCUCAUUGGGAAACCAGUUAGGACCAUUCCUCAUGUACCAAAACUGUAGCUGUGUCCUGUAAUAAGGCAUAGUAAAGAGAGAGAAAAAAGAAUUCCUGAGGUGCCUCAACUUUUCCUUUUAAUAUUGGAGUAUGCUUUGUGGGCUAUAUAAGGCAUAUUUUUAUUAAAUGAAAUCUUAUAAUAAAAUGGUGCUAUGGUGUUUUAACAAAUUGUAUCAUGUUUUGCCUGAUUCCAUCUUGCUGAGGUGCUACUUAUGUAUAUGUAAAACCAGAGAACCAAGAAAAAAAAUUAGCUGAGAAUAAAGUUUCUUUUUCUUCAGUGACAGCUUUUAGCAUCUCUGCUCUGGAUCUAAAUAUAGAGCCAGAUUCUGAUCUAAUUCAUGCUGCUGGAAAUCCAGCAUCAUUUUACGGGGAUUACUCUGGAUUUAGACCUGGUGUGAGAUCUGAAUUUGCCUCCCAGGGCCAGAUCCUCAGCUACUGUGAAUGAAUGUAGCUCCAUAUGACUUACAUGAAGCUGUGAUGGUUUAGAUCUGCUGAGAAUCUGGUCCCUAUAGUUGGUAUUUGCUCAGCUAAUUAAGGGUUAAUUCCUGCCAGCUCCUGGAAAAGUUCUAUAAAUUGGAAGGGGUGGCAGAAUCAGAACCCAAGCAAAUAACUGUAAAUCUUAUUACCGUGGGUAAAAAAUGAAAGUGGUUUUCUUCCUUGGCUUUCUUCUUGCAGGGAGACCAAAUGCACUUCAUGGUCCCAACUGUGCUCUUAGUUACUCUCGUGAAAUCUUACCCAAGAUGCACAAUGCAGCGAGGGUAGAACUGGUGCCCUGAAUUUAUAGUUAUUAUGCAAAAAUAAAAUUGGUGCAGAAUUCAAGUUUUAGUGUCGUCCAAGCACAGAAUGGAAUUUUUUACCCCCAUGAGUGGGUGGUAAAUUCCAUCUGUGUGAAGAGAGGAAAAGAAAGGAACCGUGUUUCUGUGGACCCAGAGCAGUUAUUCUAAAAGUUAAUGUAACAUUCUACUUCUUCAACUCACGUUGUUUCAAAGCAAAAAGUAAGGGUUUAGUCCUGUGGGGCCCUGAUCUUGCUCUCUUACUUACGAAAAUCUCCUACUGGGCUAGAUUCCGUUUGCAGUGGUGCUGGGGUAAAUCUGAAGAAAGUCCAUUGAAAUCAAGGCAUGUUUUCACCAGUGUAACUGAGAGCAAACGCUGCCUUUUGCAUUCGGUUAGGGCCCGACCCAGAGUCCAGUGAAGUCAAUGGGAAGCUUUUUGUUGACUUCAGUGGUCUUUGGACCAGGCCCUGACACUGCUAUCACAUGACUGAAAGUCAGGUGACAUGGAUGUAAAUGACAGCUGAAUAUAGCCCAGUGGGAGUUCUUUGUUUUUUUCAGGAUAGACCAUAUAGCUGCUUCUUUUAGGAAUGCCUGCUUCAUUUCUACCACUUAGUCUGACUUUUCUUCGUAUAUCACUAUUUGUGGCUAGAAACAUAGAGAUACUUAAAACUUAUACCAAUACUUUUACAUUUCCAUUCUCCCCACGCCCCCCACUUGUGCUACUCUUUCUUUUCUUUUGAGUUCAUGUGAUUUGAUGUUAUAAACUGUACAGAUACCUGAGUUUUGUUGUGUAAGCUUGCUGUUGUCACGAUACAUAAGAAAAAUACCUCAAAAAUAGACUGUCGUGGCAAUUUAUGAUUCAACUAUAGAUAAUGGAAUAAAAAGAUAGAUAAAAAUAUUAAAAACUAAGGUAUGCAUUUGGUUAAUUUUACACUGUACUUGACAUUUUAGAACUUUUUGGCCUGCUUAGCUCUAUUCUUAGGUGAUUUCUCAUUCAUCUUACUCAAUACCCUUGUUCAUUUUGAAUAGGACCUAAUUCCAUGUGUCUCAUUGAAGUCUCGGCUGGUAUAAAUUGGCAUAGUUUCACUGACUUCAGCAGAGCUAUGCUGAUUUACAUUAG